This is a messenger RNA of Quercus lobata, 453 nucleotides long. RefSeq lists its product as uncharacterized. Bases 1 to 453 code for a protein of 150 amino acids. Lineage: Eukaryota; Viridiplantae; Streptophyta; Magnoliopsida; Fagales; Fagaceae. The record is from RefSeq and is a predicted model, not a curated record. The transcript has 2 exons.
AUGUCUGUAGCUCGGCCACCUGUCAAGGACUCUAACCAUGAACCGAAGAGGGCUAGGAUGGAGAUCCGACCGGCGUUGAGUUUCUCGGAUGAGGAUAAGGAUAGGAGGUAUAAUGUGAAGAAGGUGUUGGUGGAUCAGGGUAGCAGGACAGAGAUUAUGUACCCUGAUUUGUACAAGGGGUUAAACUUGAAACCAGAGGAUUUAGUAGGUUAUGAUUCACCUCUGUUGAGCUUUGAUGGAAAGGUUGUUAUUCCAAAGGGUCAGAUUAGACUACCCGUGCAGGUAGGCUUAGAGGUGGUGGAGGUGGAUUUUAUUGUGAUGGAUGUUUAUUCUCCCUACACAGCCAUUGUAGCACGACCUUGGCUUCAUGCCCUGAGGGCUAUUUCUUCCACCCUCCACUUGAAAGUGAAGUAUCCGUUCGAGGAUCAGAUCAAAGAGCUGAUAGGGAGCUAG